CUGGCCCAAGGUCACCCAGCAGCUGCAUGAGGAGGAGCGGAGACGCGAACCCAGUUCCCCAGAUUACAAGUCUACCGCUCUUAACCACUACACCACACUGGCUCCCCAGAGAGUAUGAAUAUGGAGCUAAAUGUGAGUUAUGGCUCACCUGGUCUUGAUUACUGUAUUUACUUUACUUCACUUAUUAGAUUUGUAUACUGCCUUUCAAUAUUCAGUGAUCAGAGUGGCUUACAAAAGUUCAAAACUGGAAAAAAUGCAAUAGAACAGCAGCAAUAAACAAACAGAGCUGCAUAAUAGCAGUAGUAAAAAUCCAUGAUAAAAACUCCUUCAGAUAAUAAAAGCCCAGGAAAAUAUAAAGGUAUUUGUCUGAUGUCAAAAAGUCAUUACAGUACUCUAUCAUGAGGACAUUCCAAAGGUGUUGCUCCUUGAAUGAAAAAGUUAUUUCCCAAGUCAUUACCUUUAUUUAUUUAUUUUUAAUAUUCCCCCAACAAGAUUAUACAAAAUUCUGCAAUAUACAAUGACAAUAUACAUAGUCCACAUACAAUUAUGGAUCACUGUUGAACAAAAACAUACAUAAAAUAAAACCAAAAUAAAGAAACCACGGGCAUCUGAAUGUGUGGAAGGUAGGACUGGAACUAUAUAUAGGAUAAAUAAACAAGGCCUUAUGAGGAACACUUGAAGGAUUUGGGUACGUUUAGCCUAGAUAAAGACUAAGAUGUGAUAGGAUAGCCAUCUUCAAAUCUCUGAAGGUCUGUCACAUGGAAGAUGAAGCAAGCUUGUUUUCUCCUACUCUGGAGGGUAGGACCCCAACCAAUAGCUUCAAGUUACAAGAAAGGAGAUUCCAACAGACUCCCUCGGAAGGUAACAGACUCUCUUAUACCAAUAAAGGCUAGAAAAGAAAAAAGAAAGGUAAUAGACUCUCCUUCCUUUAAGGUUUUUAAAGCAGAGGUUAGAUGGCCAUCUGUCAUGGAUGCUUCAGCUGAAUGACUGCAUUGAAUGACUGCUGAAUGACUGUUUAUGUGACUGAAUUACGUACCUAGUAGAUACAGUAGGUGGCACUGUGUCACUACAACCAUUUUCUGACAGAUCUCCAUUUGUUUUCUCUUAAGUUACAUUUCCAUAUGACAAAGGUUACUAGAGUUACAGCUGGAGUAAUUAAUAAAGAAACAUGAGAACAAGCAGGAAAGUGGAAGAAGGGAAAAGGGAUAGGCAUAAUACAUUGGCUUUCAUACAACGUAAACACGGGUGGAAAUCACUAGGUUCCACUAUUCAAGUAUACAGCAGUAUUUUGUCCUUUAUUUGACACAGGGACAUAUACUGGUUUGAGCACAAUUUUCCUUCAACAGACUAGAUGGCCCUUGGGAUCCCUUCCAACUCUAAAAUACUAUGAUUCUGUUGCUUAAUACUGUUUAGGCACUACAGGGUCUGCUAGACUUUAGUAGAUCUUAGAAGUUUAAAUUCAAAGAAGAUUUCAAACUUUAUGGUGUUAGAAACAAUUUAUUAAUUAAUGUGAGCUUACUUUGACAUUGUUGUUGUUAGCUUUGUUAAUUUCAUAGUGCAGUAGUCUGGUACAAGUCUAACUUGCUGUGCCAUAACCUUGAUAUGGCAACAAGAUGAAUUCAGUGCUUCUAACUUUCCUGAGAGAACAUUAAAAUUAAAAAAAUGUUUUGAACCAUAGAGCAUCAACACAGGUUUCAGAGCCACUGUUAUAUAGCUAGAUGAACACUUACUAUUAUCAAGAACUGGGAAAGUGUUAGGAGAGCAGUUCCCUCUUCCCACCUCAAACAGCUUCCCUCUUGGAUCUCGUCCACACUUCUGCUUGUCCUGUGCCAACAAGAGGUUUUCCGCUUGUUCUUUGCUUUCUAGGGUCUAAACAGUUUUUCAUUUGUCCUACUGCUUCCCCAGGGAGUACCCUUUUUACCACUGAAUGCCAAUCCUUUGAAGUUUGUUACGAUUCAGCAAUAAACAGCAGGUUUCCCAGUGCAUAUUUCAAAUUUCCUGUGCAUCACAACAUCACCUGAGGCACGUCCAACCCCCAGCCCUCCCUGCUGGUCUUGCCUGCAUUUCUGCCAGCCCCAUCUCCACAACUGUACCCCCACUGCACUGCCAAAGGGGUGCUUGUGAUGCAGCGAGAGCAACAAGGCUGUGUUGGUGGUGCAGGCAAAGAAGCCCCGGAGGGGCUGGCUGAGGUGCAGCCAAGGGGAUGGGGUUGUCUGAAGCAAAUGGCUUGCCUCCCUCCCCACACAGACAGGCAAGGGGGAGGAGACAAGUUCUGUGCAACCAGCCAAAGUGCAGGGGGGCGGAGGGGGGAGACGGGGACACCACCACCACGUGUUAUCGUGACAAGAUCAUAAGCAAGUUCAAACAGAAACAAAAGACAGAUUGAAAUUCCCGCUCUUCUCAACCUCAUUUAGUGUAAAAAAAAAUGAUAAUCUAAAAGAAGUUUUCAAAAAUUGCCCUGCGGUUUUUCUUAAAAUAAAAAAGAUCUUUUUAUAUUUAAUCUGUUAGCUGCCUUGAGUCUCUGUCAGGGGAAAAUGUAAGUUUCUAUGACCCCCCCUGGUGGGGGGGGGGGCUCCGGCCAUUCCGGGCCGAAAGAGACGACGACGGCGCCCGCCCGCCCCUCAACGCCGCUUCCCGGCCCCGAUGCAGAGCUCGGAAAAGGCUCUUUCCAUCCUCCGGACAGGAACCGUGCAGUGGAAGGGGAGAAGCAGCCGGGAGGCCCAACCCGCCUGCCGCCUCACGGCUCGUCGCUCCGCCAGGAUCGGGCCCGGGACAGCAGCCCCGCCCCCCGGCGCCGCUUCCGGCGGAAAGGGCGGGACACAAAGUUGAAUCGGAGGAAGAAAACACUACACGGCCGCGCAUCCGAGGCCCCAUUGGCUACUGGCGCUGCUAAUCUGCCAUCAGCACGGGCGCCCGGCGGGCGGCGACAGCGGGUUAACCGCCUCUCAGGGCUCGCCUCGCCAUUGGACAGCGGAGUUCUGGGCGAGGCAGCCCAUUGGCUGAAAGUUUUUUUCCAGCUCCGACGGUUGCGCGGCCGUUGA
Molecule: messenger RNA, 3041 nt
Organism: Podarcis lilfordi (Lilford's wall lizard)
Lineage: Eukaryota; Metazoa; Chordata; Lepidosauria; Squamata; Lacertidae
Source: the annotation of a GenBank genome assembly